Messenger RNA from Fulvia fulva, 1302 nucleotides. Its product is annotated as Branched-chain-amino-acid aminotransferase, mitochondrial. Gene Ontology annotation, biological process: L-leucine biosynthetic process; L-valine biosynthetic process. Lineage: Eukaryota; Fungi; Ascomycota; Dothideomycetes; Mycosphaerellales; Mycosphaerellaceae. Gene Ontology annotation, molecular function: branched-chain-amino-acid:2-oxoglutarate transaminase activity. The record is from RefSeq and is a predicted model, not a curated record. Gene Ontology annotation, cellular component: mitochondrion. Bases 1 to 1302 code for a protein of 433 amino acids. The transcript is spliced from 2 exons.
AUGGCUCCUGCAGCAAUUACACCAGAGGCCUCUGGCACCAACACACCCAUCACCGCCUCCGCCUCCAAACUCACAGAAGCCGGCAUCAAACAUGCCUUCACCACCGAGCACGCCGCCCUCGACACGUCGAAGAUGACCUACACAUACACCAAGAACCCUCGCACCGUACCCGCACCCGACAGCGACGAGACCAAAGCCCAGAAGACAUGCACCGACCACAUGGUGUCCGCCCGCUGGACGAUCGAGAACGGCUGGGAUGCCCCAGAACUCAAGCCCUACGGCCCUCUCGCCAUCAUGCCCUCCGCCAGCGUCCUACACUAUGCCACCGAAUGCUUCGAAGGCCUGAAACUCUACCGCGGCCACGAUGGCAAGCUGCGUCUGUUCAGGGUAGCGAGGAACUGCAACAGAAUGCUCAACUCCGCCCGGCGAAUCGCUCUGCCUGACUUUGAUCCGAAAGAGUUGGAGAAGAUGAUCAUCACACUCUGCGCGACGGACGGGGAUAAGUGGUUGCCUAAGGAGAGGGCGGGACACUUUCUAUACAUCCGCCCGACGUUCAUUGCGACGGACGAGGCGUUGGGCGUGCAGAGACCGAGGGAGGCGCUGCUUUAUGUGAUCAUUGCAUGUUUCCCGGAUAUGUCCAAGUCGAUCCCGCCUGCGCUCAAUGGCAGUGCCAAUGGCAACGGACACGCCGCGCCAGCGAAGCAGGGCCUCAAGUUGCUGGCGAGCAACGAGGAUACCAUUCGUGCGUGGCCGGGAGGUUUCGGAUAUGCGAAGCUCGGUGCAAAUUACGGACCUUCUCUCGUGGCGCAAGGCGAGGCACGGUCAAGAGGUUUCGAUCAGGUGCUUUGGCUGUUCGGACAAGAGUGCUACGUGACCGAAGCCGGCGCAUCGAACUUCUUCGUGGUGUGGAAGACGAAGGAGGGGAGCACGGAGCUUGUCACUGCACCAUUGGAGGAACGCAUCAUUCUCGAGGGCGUUACACGAGCUUCUGUUCUUGAUCUUGCGAAGGAUCGCUUGAGCAUGGAUAUCGGGGAUGUGGAGGCUGUGGAAGUGGUGGAGAAGAGAUUCACGAUGCAUGAUCUUAUCGAGGCGCAAGCUGAGGGAAGGUUGAUUGAGGCCUUCGCCGCGGGAACUGCGUUCUUCAUUGCGCCGAUUGGUCUCAUUCAUCACAGAGGGAAGGAUCUGGAUGUGCCGACUGCAGAGGGUGAGAGCGGGAAGUAUGCUAAGCUGAUCAAGAGUUGGUUGGUGAACAUUAUGUAUGGCAAGGAGCAGCAUGAGUGGGGCGUCAUCGUGAAGGAGUGA